This is a messenger RNA of Theileria annulata, 1044 nucleotides long. RefSeq lists its product as uncharacterized. The transcript has 2 exons. The coding region runs from base 1 to 1044 and encodes 347 amino acids. The record is from RefSeq and is a predicted model, not a curated record. Lineage: Eukaryota; Apicomplexa; Aconoidasida; Piroplasmida; Theileriidae. Gene Ontology annotation, molecular function: protein binding.
AUGGCUUUGGACUUUCUUUAUAGAAACCUCGAACAAAUGAGUUUUUUACAUAAACCCCUAAAUUAUGGGAAGGACCUAUGCCAUUCUACAGCAAACGUUUAUGGAACAGAUGAUGUUUGUAAAUCACCAACAAUGGCAGUUGAAAAUCCAGAUUCCCAAGAUCUGUCAAGUUUAGGGCUGCAAUACAGUGACCCAGCAGCCACUAAUAAAAAGCCAAAGACAAUUUUGCCAAAGAAACCACCGCUCUCAAGCUCAGAAUUUCUAGCUAGCAACUGCACUAACAAGUUUUGCGAUGAUAAAUAUUACUACGGUAACUCUUUCCUUUGGAAUAGUAUGAUAAACAAUCUCAACUAUGAAAAAGGAUCAUGGACAGAUUCCAAUUGGCGCAACAACGAUUGGAAUUGCGUUGCUUCUGAUUUGACAACAAAUAGUGGGACAGUGAAUAGCCUGAAUGAGGAAAAAAAUUCUGAUAUUUUCCAGAGUGGCAGCAAUAGUUUUAGUUUCCUCAAUUCAGGAUCAAACUACCUAUUAUCCAAAUCAUUGUCUUCAGACGUUAACAAAAACGAAAGUACCGCUGAAACUACGCCAGAAACCAUGGUUACAAAUUCCUUUCAAAGUGUAAAUCUCACUAGUUUAAGUGGCUAUCAGUUUCCACCCUUUUCUAAGUCAUUCAAAAACGUAAAUAGUUUCAUGAACAACCACCCUCCUUUAUCCAACUCCCCUAGUUGUGAUAAAGUUGAAGAAGAAAGCUAUAAAGAAAAGGGAAAUAAACUGAAAAAAGAUCUUACCUUUGAUAAGGAUUUGGAUUUAACAACCAUAACGCACAGCAACGGCCCUCCUGUUACCAUGAAAGUUUACACUUCUUGGAGUUCCGACUCGGAAAAUACUACAUCCGUCAAAAAGUCUGAAAAAGUUCAGCUGGUUGCCAGAUCCGGCAAUUGGAUAUACGUUAGAGUCAACUCAAAUCCAAAUCGCUAUGGUUGGAUACCCGAAUUUACUCUUGUAGAGUCUGAAAUGUUAUCAAGGAAAAUGACAACCAACUAA